AUGCUUAUACUACCCACAAUUACACUCUGUGCCCUGGCAACUGCUCCUUUGACAGCUGCGGCUCCGACUGAUGUUGGAUCCUCCAGCCCGCCACGCUCACUCGCACCUUUCACCUUUGAGCAAUGGGCUGAUGACAUUAUCACCAAUCCCACGGCCCAGCAUCUGUCUGCUAAAGAGGCGGCCGAAGCUUCGGUUAGGGCUCGCAAUAUCAUCGGUUGGCAGCCUAGUGUCCCUCACAAUGCUUCCGGCUCUGGAGACUUUGACGGGAAUCAAUUGAACAAGCGCGACAAAGUUUUCCUCAAGUCCAAGUCUUCGGAUAGCGGCAAGGUCAUUGACAUCAACACCGUUCGAUGCAAUAGCUUCCCCACAGACAUGGCACCGAUGGAGGACGCCGCCUGGUGCAUUCAGUGGCUAGCAAACCAAGCUGAAAACAGGUUUCUGCCGCUCAAAUGGCAAGACUUUCAUUCUCGGAUGGAGGAAAAACAAGCAAUCUCUGCACCAGUCAACUUGGAUUCUCCCGAACCACAGUCAGGAAAUUGCAAGAACCGCGGGAAGGAUCAUGGAUUACUGCACCAGCAGCGGAUUCGUACAAGGAGAAACGACUGCGUGGAAUGA
Colletotrichum phormii is the source of this 615-nucleotide messenger RNA. RefSeq lists its product as uncharacterized. NCBI's taxonomy places the organism in Eukaryota, Fungi, Ascomycota, Sordariomycetes, Glomerellales, Glomerellaceae. Bases 1 to 615 code for a protein of 204 amino acids. The transcript is spliced from 5 exons. The record is from RefSeq and is a predicted model, not a curated record.